This is a messenger RNA of Gossypium arboreum, 545 nucleotides long. RefSeq lists its product as uncharacterized. Bases 108 to 320 code for a protein of 70 amino acids. The record is from RefSeq and is a predicted model, not a curated record. The transcript has a single exon. Lineage: Eukaryota; Viridiplantae; Streptophyta; Magnoliopsida; Malvales; Malvaceae.
CACCCUACAUAAUAGAAUGUACACUUGUUCAUUUUCCCAUUUGUAUUGGAAGACAAGUUCCCAAACAUUCAAAACUUUCCCUUAAAAACAAGAAAGAAAGAGAAGAAAUGAGUGCAGAUUGGGGACCAGUCAUUGUUUCAGUAGUUUUAUUCAUAUUGUUGUCACCAGGGUUGUUGUUCCAGCUACCAGCAAGGACUCGAGUGAUAGAGUUUGGUAAUAUGUGCACAAGUGGGAUAGCCAUCCUAGUUCAUGCUGUCAUAUAUUUCUGCAUAAUCACUAUCUUGAUGGUUGCUAUUGGUAUUCACAUACAUAUUAACUGAUCCAAACUGUCAAGAAAAGGGUACCUCUUUGUUCCUUUUUUUUUUUUCAUUGGCUCUCAUUUGUUUUUUACUUACAAGAAGCUUAUGUUCUAGUUUCUUCCAUGCUAUAAACCUACUUCCCCUUUUGUUUUUUCACUAUUUUGUUCAUUGUUGUUUGCAAGAGAAAUCUUGACCAGUGUAAUAAUGAAAACUAUAUCAUGACAAGGUGGUCCAAUUUGUACGAAA